AUGGGGAUGCUCUUAGUCUUCGUGGUCACUGCAGUUGAUCUGUCGUUUAAGAAGUAUGGAAGCUACAUCGUAGAGAAGCUUCUGGAUACGGAGGAGUCGAUGGCUGUGGUGGUUGUAGAGCUUUUGGAGUGCGAUGGAGACAGGCUGAUGAGGCUGGCGAGGAAUGAGUUUGGGAGUUUCGUGGUGGUCAAGGCACUGAGAGUCACGCAGGAGAUGAAUAGGGUUGAUAUGUUUCGGGGUUUGGUGCAGAAGCUGAUGCCUCUUCGCCACCUUUUGAACGCGCAGCUUCAAUCUGAUCUCGAUGGUAGAUUAGCUGAACUCGCUCAGUCUCAGGCCGAGAAGCAGCAGCUUCAUUUGCAAUCGGUUGAGAAAAAUUAUAAUGAGUGCUCUAGUUCGUUGACUUGGCAUAAGGAAAGAUUGAGAGAGCUCGAAACUAAGAUUUCUUCAUUACAAGAGGAGCUCAGCUCGUGCAAAGAUGCAGCAGCGACCACGGAAGAGCAAUACAAUGCUGAACUUUCCACUGCGAACAAGCUUGUUGAUCUCUACAAGGAAAGUUCGGAGGAAUGGUCCAGGAAGGCGGGUGAACUUGAGGGUGUCGUUAAGGCCUUAGAGGCACGCUUGAUCCAAGAGGAGAGUGAGUACAAUGAUAGACUUGAGAAAGAAAUGUCCACAAACCAGCAGUUUGUGAAGGAGAACGAAGACCUUAAACAAAAACUUGAGAAGCUUGAAGCAGAAAUUGAGAAAUCUAGGAAAACGAAUGAGCUAACGCUUUUACCUCUCAGCAGUUUCACAGGAGGGGCAGACGAUUCAGGGACCAGAAACAUGAUAAGAGGAAAGCCAUGCAAUAAUUCUAAGGUUCCUACCGGUGUGUCAGGAACGGCGCUGGCAGCUUCGCUCUUACGUGAUGGGUGGAGUUUGGCCAAAAUUUAUGAAAAGUAUCAAGAGGCUGUUGAUGCAAUGAGACAUGAGCAAUUAGGUCGAAAGGAAGCUGAGUUGAUACUACAACGGGUUUUAUCCGAAUUAGAAGAGAAAGCUGAGUUUAUCCAAGAGGAAAGAGUCAUGUUUUGUGUUAGAACUUACGUGUGA
Molecule: messenger RNA, 1086 nt
Organism: Eruca vesicaria subsp. sativa (arugula)
Lineage: Eukaryota; Viridiplantae; Streptophyta; Magnoliopsida; Brassicales; Brassicaceae
Source: the annotation of a GenBank genome assembly